Messenger RNA from Parnassius mnemosyne (clouded apollo), 2806 nucleotides. The record is from the annotation of a GenBank genome assembly. Lineage: Eukaryota; Metazoa; Arthropoda; Insecta; Lepidoptera; Papilionidae.
ACACUGUGUCUAAAAAAACAGAAACGUUCGGUUUGUUGUGGGAUUUAUAAACUAAUUUACUGUUUCCAACAAUGAAGAGGGUGAAUACCAGGAUAUAAACUAUGAUUUCUAACUGCCUCAACCAUUCAGAAGAUAAAGAGAAUGACAAUCAAGAUUUUUAUGAUAACUCUCGACCAAGCAGUCCAAUGCAGAUUUCUUCAGAUUUGCUGGGUACGCGAAGAAGAUUUAGUACGGACGUUAUCGUUGAUAAUUCGCAUGAAAAAAAUACUUGCAAAGGGGGUGAUGGAGCUAAACCUAAUUUAUCUACUAAAUUACUUACUAUCACUGCUGAAGCUUGCCAGUGUUCUGUAUCUCCCCAGCUGUCUUUAGCUACUAAUUUGGUUAAAAAUAGUAAAACUAUAUCAACAUCUGUUGAUAAUGAUGAUAAUGAGACUGCUGUUGAAAAAAGCAUAGAACCACCUCCAUACUCACCGCUGACCCCUCGCCCAGUCAUUGAUAAAAAUAAUGAAAAUUCUGGAGCUUUAUGGCCAAAUAUAAAUCCUAUUGGUAAUGAUGAUAUUGAGACUACUGUUGAAAAAAGUAUAGAACCACCUCCAUACUCACCGCUGACGCCUCUAAUUGCUAAAAAUAACGAAAUUUCUGGAGCUGUGUGGGCAGAUAUCAAUGCCAAUAAUGCUUCAUUAACCUCUAAAUCGCUCACUGAGACUUCUGCUGAAAAAAAUGUCGAAUCUGUUAAUCUAAUUUCACCGCUUCCUCUUAUGUCUCCGGAAACGGCAACGUUGUUUCAGAUUUUAGCUGAUUCGAUGGAUAAUUCCAACACUGAAGGUACAUCUGAUACACCAACAAUCGCAAGCAUAAGAAAUGGCGAAGAUCCAUUAUUUAUUGAUAGCGACGAUUCGGUGAGAGAUCUUAACUACUGUGCUAAUGUGGAUUAUAGCUCGAGUGAUGAUAGCUCUAAUGAUUUAAUAUCUUUGAUGACUGGUACUGCACGUGCAGAAAGCAACCAAAUACCUAACCAAAUAAACAUGAGCGCUAGUCAUCAACUAGACACAGUUAAUUUAGGACCUCAUAGUACUGAACAGGAAAUUGGUCAAGUCGAUAAUGAAAAUAUGGUUUCUGUUUUAGAAACUCCUAUAAUAUCUGACAAUGCUAACACGAAUAAUGAUUGCUCACGUAAAAGAACUUUUUCUGUUCACGAAACCGGGUCAUCACUGGCUGAAAGACAGCCCAUGGGAAGACCAAAAAAAGGUAGAAAGCCAAAAUAUGGUGGGCUAUCGCGAGAAGAAAGGAAAACACGAAAGUACACAAAUUUGUCUUACGUCAACUCGAGGAAAAAGAUUGUCAGUCCUAAGAAAUUUAUAGAUUUUCAAUGUUGUUGUGUAAAAAAGUGCCACGAAAAUGUCACCGUAGAAAAGAGAUUGGCUCAAUUUAAAAAGUUUUAUUCUCUAGGAUCGUAUAAUGCGCAAAAUAUGCUUUUAACUGCUUUAGUAAAAGAACAACCUGUGAAGCGUCAUUACGUUGCAACAGACAAUAAAACCAAUGUUUCAAAGAAAAAGUUUUACUCACGCCAAUAUUUUCUAGAUGGUGUAUCAGUUUGUAGAGAUAUCUUCGUCAAAACAUUGCAGACGUCAGCAAAAAGAAUUAAUACGUCACUUUGUAAGAUGCGGUCAGAAAGUCGCAUUACAGAUAAUCGUGGUGUGCAUGGCGGGCGCAAUAGAGCAUCUCCUGAAAGUGAGGAGUUCGUGAUAAAUUUUAUUAAAAAGUUGCCGACAUAUAUAUCCCACUAUCGCCGAGAAAAAACAGACGGGGCUAAAUUUUUGAGAGCAGACAUGACCUUAUCAAAAAUAUAUGAGCUAUACAGCGAUGAAGCAAAAACAGCUGGCGUGAAAAUAUUAUCUACUGCAAAAGUCAAUAAAUUGUUUUUUACUAAGUUUAACCUGCGUACCAAGUCUCUUAAAAAAGAUACGUGUAAUAAGUGUGACUUUUUUGAAUGUCAAAUACUGCACGCGUCAUCGGAACAAAAUCGAGCCGAAAUUGAACAAAAGCAUUUAGCGCAUCAAGAAAUCGCAAAAUCUCUACAAAACCAAUUGAAAAUUGACAUGAAGCUUGCUAAAGAUGAUCCCUCUGUUGAAACUUUGACUUUUGAUCUCGAAAAAACGUUGCCUUUACCGCGUAUACCCACGAAUAUCGUCUUUUACAAAAGACAACUCUGGGUGUACAAUUUAGGUAUACACACUGGGAGCAAUGAUGAAGCUCACUGCAAUGUGUGGGUAGAAGGUGAAGCUGGCAGAGGUGCUCAAGAGGUGGGGUCUUGUCUCAUUAAACAUAUCACAGAAAGGCUUGAUGGCAACGUGAGACAUCUGAUUUUAUGGUGCGAUUCGUGUGGUGGCCAGAACCGCAACAUAAAAUUAACAUUAAUGCUUAAAGCUAUGUUAAAUGAACAUCCCACAUUAGACCAGAUCAAUAUAAAAUUUCUUGAAUCGGGGCAUAGCUUUCUCCCAAACGAUUCAGAUUUUGGAAAGAUAGAAUGUGCCUUAAAACUUCAACAGAGGCUCUAUACACCGGAUGAUUACAUCCAUGUUAUGAAAACUUGUAAAAAAACUAAGCCAAUGCAUGUACACAGGAUGAAAAAUGCAGAUUUCUUGUCAUCGUUGAAGUUAGAAAGGAACAUAGUUAAUAGAAAGAAAACGAUAGAUGGAGAGAAAGUUUCGUGGCUCAAUACUAAAGAAAUCAUGAUUAAAAAGGAUGAAAUGUUCAAAAUUUAUAUGAAAACUAAUUUGGAUGAAGAUUUCAAGGUCGUGAAUAU